AUGUCAUUAGAUGAAAAUAAUCCAUUUUUAAAACAAUUAAACACUAACAUUGAUGAUAUAGAUAAAAGAACUCAAGUAGAACAUCGUCUAUUAGAUGACAUGGAAAAAGAAUGUUUAGGAACAUUGCCGGUUAAAUCUAAACCUCAUGUAUCAAUAAAUCAAAAGCGAAACUAUGUUGAUUUUCAACAUAGAGAAGAAAUUAGAAAACGUACUUUAUCCAAUAGUUCAAAAGAGAAUUAUUCAACAACAAAUAAUUUUGAUAUUCCAUUAAUACCGACAAAUAUUUCAAAAUCUAUUAUUAAAUUAAAUAAUCAAAUUAAAAGUGAUUUUAUAACGCAUUGUCUCUCGUUUAUAAACGAAGAUGAAGAAGCAAUGAAUUGUUUUCAAAUUGUAUGGACAAAAUAUUUACAAUCCGUUGGCGAUGUUUCAUUGUUAUCUGUAUUUUUCGAUACAUUGCCACAUAGUAUAAAAUUAUGCGUGAUACCCAAAUAUCAAAAUGAUUUAAUAAAAUGGUGUGAAGAUUUAUUUCAUAUUGAAUGUGAAGCACUCUUAUGUACAAUAUAUUAUUCAGAAUCAUUUCAACGUGUCAUUCGUCUAGCAUUAAAAUUUAAUAAAAAAUUAUUUAAUGAAAAUCAUACAAAUAAUAAAAAAGGCAUCAUAUACGUGUCAACUGAUUUUGAUCCACAAUUGAAAGAUGAUCUCAUUUUUACUGUACCAAAUAUUUGUUUUUCAUCUAUACAAACUGAUUUAUAUCAUGAGAAUGUCUUGAAUAUUGAACAGUUAGAACAAACAAUAAUAAAAGAUAUCGAUAGUACAAACGAAUAUCCUUUAAUGAUUAUUGCAAAUGUUGGUACACCAUUUCUAGGACAUGUCGAUGAAUUAGCUAAAUUAAAAUUAAUAGCUAAUCAUCAUCAAAUAUGGUUACAUGCAACGGGUGAUCUGCUAGGUUCAUUAGCCUUGCUAUCAACAAAAGAUGAUUUUCGCAUAUGCUGUGAUAGUCUGACAUUAGAUUUAAUUAAACUAUUUGGUAUUCAAAAUUUAUCCUAUUUAACGUUGUUUGUUCGAGAAUCACCAUUCAUCCCAUCAUUACUAAAACGAGGCUCAUCAACGACAUCACAAUUGAAUGAAUCACAUAUAGGUUCAGAUAUAACUUUAGCAACAAUUAAUGAUAAUCAAACAAUAAAUAAUAAUAAUAAUAAUAAUAGUGAACAAAGUUUAAUGCAACAACAAUUUGCACAAGAUACCCGAGAAAUCAAUUAUAAUUCAUCUUCACAAGCACUUUCCACGUCAACUCUCUCAUUUCAAGAUAUGAUAUUACAUUCACCAUCGAUUAGUUUCAUAAGUAUUUGGUCUUUAUCUCGACGUUGUACAAAUGAACAUAUUUUACAUCAUAUGAAACAUUCUUUUCAUUUAACAGAUUUAGUAAUGAAAUCUUUGUAUCAAAUUAAAUCAAUUAAAAUAUUGAAUAAGAAUUCAUUUGAUACUAAGAAUGGUGAAAUAAACGAUAAUCGUCUAACAUAUGCACAUAUUUGUGAUGGUUAUUUAUCCACAACAUCCUUGCCAAUGGCUGUUGUAUUAUUUCGUUUUGAUCUAUACUUGACAAAAAUUGAGCAUGUCGACAAUGUGGAUGACAAUGAUUUUAAUAGUUAUAUGGAUCUUUUAAAUAUCUGGCUUUAUGAUAAACUAAAUCAACAAUAUCCAAAAAUGAACUUAGAAUUAUUGAAAAGUACACGUUUUGAACCGCAUAAAUCAAUUGAUGAUGAAAUGAAUACUAACCGGGGUUUUACACAUGCAUUACGCUUUGCUCCACUGGAACAUUUACUUGAUGUUAUCGAAGAAAAUUAUAUAAAAAUGUUUCUAGAAGAUGUUAUAAAAUUUUGUGAAAUAUUAUUAGCUACAAUAACAGCUAGACAACGAUUACAUACGACGAUUAAAGCAAAUUAUCCAAAUCUUACGACAAUUUCAUUACUUAAUUGGGCAGGAAUUGGCGGUGUUCAGUACGUUCCUGUAGGAGAUGAACAAGAUCAAGUAGAUAAUAAGCAACAGUAUGAACAAUUGACAAAUAGUGAUAAUAUUUAUCAACAACAAAAUAUUACAUCAAAUUUAUAUUCGAUUCAGGAUAUCAAUACGAUUAAUGCCGAAUUAGCUAGAAAAUUGCAAACAAACGAUUCAGCGUUUAGUCUAGGAGUCAAUAAACAGGAAAUGUUUUAUUUACGUUUAGGUAUGGUGAGAAAAAAUGAUGAUCUCGAUAUAUUAUUGAAAAAAAUACAGAAUUCAGGACAAGAAACAGAACAAUCAUUAAAAUAUGUUGAAAAGUCUCACGAUUUUCAAAAUGCCUCAAAGAAAAAAAGUGAUCUCGAUCUGCACAUCCAAGACCCCGACAAAAUUCCAACAUAUCGGGAUAAAAUUCGUACUACUCAUACGCAAAAAGCCCUUUAA
Didymodactylos carnosus is the source of this 2439-nucleotide messenger RNA. The record is from the annotation of a GenBank genome assembly. NCBI's taxonomy places the organism in Eukaryota, Metazoa, Rotifera, Eurotatoria, Philodinida, Philodinidae.